This is a messenger RNA of Musa acuminata AAA Group (dessert banana), 513 nucleotides long. RefSeq names its product thaumatin-like protein 1. Gene Ontology annotation, biological process: defense response. The record is from RefSeq and is a predicted model, not a curated record. Gene Ontology annotation, cellular component: extracellular region. Lineage: Eukaryota; Viridiplantae; Streptophyta; Magnoliopsida; Zingiberales; Musaceae. Bases 1 to 513 code for a protein of 170 amino acids. The transcript has a single exon.
AUGUGGGCUCGGCACAGAUGUUCCACCGACUCGUCCGGUAGAUUCUCGUGCCUCUCCGGGGACUGCGGCACUGGGCAGGUGGCGUGCAAUGGGGCGGGAGGAGCGCCGCCGACCACGCUCGUCGAGUUCACCCUGCAGGGCGACGGAGGCAAGGAUUUCUACGACGUGAGCUGCGUCGACGGCUUCAACGUGCCGGUGUCGGUCGUUCCCAGCGGGGGGUCGAACUGCGACAGCACGUCGUGCCGGACGAACAUCAACGCGCGGUGCCCCACGGAGUUGCAGAUGCUGGCGCCGGACGGGAGCGUGGUGGGGUGCAAGAGCGCAUGCUUAGCCUUCGACACGGACGAGUACUGCUGCAGGGGCCAGUACGGUGGCCCGGACACAUGCAAGCCCACCAGCUACUCCAAGAUGUUCAAGGAUGCGUGUCCUCAAGCUUAUAGUUAUGCUUAUGAUGACAAGAGCAGCACCUUCACCUGCGUGGGGGCUAAUUACGAUAUCACCUACUGCCCUUGA